Molecule: messenger RNA, 204 nt
Organism: Sungouiella intermedia
Lineage: Eukaryota; Fungi; Ascomycota; Pichiomycetes; Serinales; Metschnikowiaceae
Source: the annotation of a GenBank genome assembly
AUGGCUCCCAGCGCCAUGGGCCCGUACCAGCCUACGCCUCCUAACAUGGGGCUGGAGCCAGUUGGUAUACCACCAGCACUUGGAGCUGACAUAGCACCUACAUUGGUACCAAUAACAAAACCAGUGCCCGCUAGUGGCGACAUCUCUGUGUUAGACCACCCGCGUGCCAUGGCACCACCGUACAGCGUCUGGUUGUUGAUAUGA